CACGAUAUUGUUAACGUAUUCCUUGAAAAUGAAAGAGUUUCCAUAGUCGAGUACAAUGGAGAAAGAAACAGUCAAAGACAAAAGAUGUGUUUUGCACAUUGAUAAUCUUCCAUCAUCAGCAAAUAUUAUUUUGUUUCAAGACUUCACUCUAAAAAAAUGUCAAGAUGCUGAACUUGUUCACAAAUAUCGUCUAAAUAAGGGUACUUCAUUCUACAAAGACAUAGUUUUGCCUUCAGUUCCUGAUCGUCAUUCAGGUUAUCAUUCCAAAUGUUAUUCGAAAUAUACAGCUGUGUCAAGUGCUUCAAAGCAGAGAGUUGUUCAGCAAAAAGAAAGUGACGAUACUCCUUCACCAGAAGCUUCAGCAGAACCACUUCCAGAGGUUAAUCAUAACAUUGGGAGACGGUCACUCAGGUCAAACAGACACUGAAACCGACAAAAGUUCUCAUAUUUUCCCAAUAGUUUGUUUAUUCUGUGAAAAGAAAGACAAGAAGAUUUCAGGCAAAAGAGAGGUCCUUAAUCAAAUUUUAACAAUAGAAUUUCAAGAAAUUGUUUGGAAGGAGGCUCAGAUAAAACAAGAUGAUCAACUAAUUCGAAAGA
Molecule: messenger RNA, 597 nt
Organism: Daphnia pulicaria
Lineage: Eukaryota; Metazoa; Arthropoda; Branchiopoda; Diplostraca; Daphniidae
Exons: 2
Coding region: 56-427 (123 amino acids)
Source: RefSeq, a predicted model, not a curated record